This is a messenger RNA of Labrus mixtus (cuckoo wrasse), 2519 nucleotides long. It is a transcript of the gene swap70a, whose product is annotated as switching B cell complex subunit SWAP70a. The record is from RefSeq and is a predicted model, not a curated record. Gene Ontology annotation, cellular component: cytoplasm; nucleus. NCBI's taxonomy places the organism in Eukaryota, Metazoa, Chordata, Actinopteri, Labriformes, Labridae. Bases 17 to 1831 code for a protein of 604 amino acids. The transcript has 12 exons.
UAUACUCAGACACACCAUGAACAGACACACAGAAAGACCUCUUCUGGAGCUGCUGGGGGACAAAAUGUGGCUGCGAGAUGAACUUUUGAAAUCAAUAUGGCACGCCUUCACAGCACUGGACGUGGAUCAUCGUGGAAAAGUGUCCAAAUCUCAGUUAAAGGUGCUGUCUCACAACAUAUGCACAAUGAUGAAGAUCCCUCACGACCCUGUGGCCCUGGAAGAGCAUUUCAAAGACGAUGAUAAGGGGCCUCUGUCAAACCAGGGCUACAUGCCUUACCUCAACAGGUUUAUCCUUGACAAGGUACAGAAGGAUUUUGAUGUCAUGGAGUUCAACAAGAUGUGCUGGACUCUGUGUUACAAGAAAAAUAUCUGCAUUAAAAAUCUACCCAUCUCAGAUGACGAUGCUUUCAAAGUCUGGUGCAUUUUCAACUUUCUAUCAGAAGACAGAUACCCACUAGUCAUCGUUACCGAAGAGAUUGAGUACUUCCUACGAAAGCUGACAGAGGCCAUGGGCAGCGGGUGGAGUGAGGAGAAAUUUGCAGAUUAUAAUCUCCAGCUGCAUGCAAAGAAGAACUGCCUGACUGCUUGGGAGCUGAUUGAACUGGUGGGGAUGAGUUACUUUAGCAAGGUUGUUGACCGCCAGACCCUGUCUAUGGGCAUCAAUGAGGUCUUCCAGGAACUCAUACUGGACGUCCUCAAGCAGGGGUACGUGAUGAAAAAGGGCCACAAAAGGAAGAACUGGACGGAUCGCUGGUUUGUGCUUCGCCCUAACUCACUGUCCUAUUAUGUCUGUGAGGAUCUGAUGGAGCAGAAAGGAGACAUCACUCUGGACCAAAGCUGCUGUGUGGAGUCUCUGCCAGAUAAAGAAGGGAAGAAAUGUCUGUUUAUAAUCAAGUGCUCUGAUAAAAGCUUGGAGAUCAGUGCAUCGGACAAAAAGAAGAAACAGGAAUGGAUUCAAGCUAUCCAGACGUGCAUCCAGCUGCUGAGGUUGGGGCUGCUGUCUCCUCACCGUGAGGCGCGGCUGAGGCGCAGGGAGCUUCGUCAGAAGCAGCUGGCCGAGGAGGAGGACCUGGUGGAGAGGAUGAAGCAGCUCCAGGCGGCCAAUGAGCACAAGCAGAGACAGCUGGAGGCGAUGAGGAAGAAAAUGGACGAGGCUGCGGCCGAAGCUGCAGUGGAGGAGGGAAGAAGAAAGAAAACUCAGUUAGACCUGCAGGAUCGCUACAAACUGGACCUGGAGAGAGAGAAAAUGGUGCGUCAGCAGAUGGAGGAGCAGGUGGCUCAGAAGUCGAGUGAACUGGAGCAGUACCUACGGCGUGUCCGGGAGCUGGAGGACAUGUACCGCCGGCUGGAGGAGGCGCUGGAAGACGAGAGGCAGGCCAAGCAGGAUGAAGAGGCCAUGCACAAGCUGCAGGCCAGGUUGCUAGAAGAGGAGACAGCGAAGAGGUCAGAGCUGGAACAGAUCCACCUGCAGCAGCAGAGGGCGCUGUCUCAGACCGAGGCUGAGAAGCAGGAGCUGGUGGCCGAGCAGCUGACCAAGGAGAAGGACCUGCAGGCGGCCAUGCUGCAGCUGGAUAGACUGGAGACGGAGCGGCGAGGAGCACUGGAGCAAUACGAGGAGGUGACAAAGAAGCUGGAGCGAGCUGCAAACAAAACAAAGACCUGGAAGGAUAAGGUGGCCAAACACGAGGGGCUGGUGCGUCUCAUCCAGCCAGGUCAUAAAGGGCCUCAGAGGAUGACUAACUGGGGCCCGGCUUCAUUCACCGAUGCUGAGCUGGAGCUGAGGAAGAAGUGGUGGCAGGAGAAGAAGAAACAGGACGCUCAAACUCAGUGAACAUGACAGCUGGAUGACAGGAUGAUGAUGAGGAAUCUGACUGAAAUGAACACUGGAGCCAAAAGUGAGAGCCAUUGGAGAGGUUUGAUAACAUUAGCGUACAGAGCAACACAAUAGCUGCCAAGAAAACUGUUCAAGUAAUUUGAUUUGUAUUGAUUUCAAAAGUACAGCUGGGAUUAACUACAUUACAUCUACGUUACGUUUUUUUUUUUAUUGUAACCAAAAAACACAUUUCCAGUGUUCAAGGUCAUUAUUUAUCUGGGGGAAAAAAAUCCUCUUUAGUCAAGUUCCACUUCCUGUUUUUUUUCUGGAGCUUUGUCUUCAUCAGGAGAUGAUGAUGACAGCUGACAUGUCUCUGUGAAGACUGGACAAACGCCAUUGAAUGAAAAAAGGAGAAUAAGAGCCCUUAAUUAAAAUGUAUUUCAUCAAAAGUCAAUUUUAGUUUUUCUUUCACAAGUUUAUCUUUUUUUUAUUUAAUGUGCUGUGUUAAAAUAACUACUUUUUCUUGUGUUUUUCUCACAACAUGAUUAUAGGGAUUAGCAGAUAAGGGAAAUUCCUGACUAUUUUACUGAUAUGUGGCAGAGUAUAAACAAAAGAUAAGCUUCCACUGUAGUAGUGUUUAUCAGCUGGAGUUUGCAUCUGUUACUGUUUCAAGUUGUUAAAGAAAUAAAACUCAACAAUUGUUGUU